GUUCACUUGGGGGCCAGCACCGCAGCUGAGGUCUGCCCUGUCAGAGACCUGCCAGCGCCCAGCACCAACCCACUCCUGGGCCUCCUGGGCCCCACACCUGCCCAGGUAGCCCCCCUCUGGGGCCACAGAGAAUCCCCCUGCCCCUCCCUGGGCCUGGCCACAGUGCAGGCCCUGACUUCUGCAAUCCUAACUGCCACUUCCGUUCCCUGGGCGACCUGCCCAGCCCUUUCACAGCCAGCACAUCAUCAGGGCAACUUUUCCCUGAAGACUGGCCACCAUGGUGCCCUUGGGGCCACUGCUCUGGGCCCGCCAGUCUCUGCUCAGCCUCCUGCUGCUGGUCUGCUGUCUGCUGCCCCCAGGUGCCCAGGGGCAGGCAUCUUCACUGCGGGUGGAGCCCCAGGACCCGGUGGUGCCUACUGGAGGGUCGCUCUUGGUGAAUUGCAGUGCUGACUGCCCCAAUCCCAGUCAAAUUGCCCUGGAGACGGCCUUGUCCAAGGAGCUGGUGGACAGUGGCCUGAGCUGGUCAGCCUUCCAGCUCAGCAAUGUGACUAGCGACAGUAAGAUUAUCUGCUCCAGCUUCUGCAGUGGCAACCAGAUUACAAGCACUACAGGCAUUACUGUGUACCGGCUCCCGGAGCGCGUGGAGCUGGCGCCCCUGCCCCCCUGGCAGCCCGUGGGCGACAACUUCACUCUGCGCUGCCAGGUGUGGGGCGGAGCGCCCCGGGCCAACCUCACCGUGGUGCUGCUCCGCGGGCAGAAGGAACUGAGCCGGCAGCCCGCAGUGGGGGAGCCCGCUGAGGUCACAGCCACAGUGCCUGCGAGCAGGGAGGACUACGGCGCCAACUUCUCCUGCCGCACGGAACUGGACCUGCGGCACCAAGGGCUGGGACUGUUCGAGAACAGCUCGACCUCCAGGCAGCUCCGAACCUUUGCCCUGCCAAUGACCAGCCCGCACCUCACCGCCCCCCAUAUCUUGGAGGUGGGCAAAGAGUUCACCGUGGACUGCUCCUUGGAUGGGGUGUUCCCGGUCUGGAAGGCCCAGGUCCACUUGGCGCUGGGGGACCAGAUGCUGAAUCUCACGGUCCUGAGACACAGGGAUGCGUUCACGGCCACAGCCAUGGCCACAACGCGCGAGGAGCAGGAGGGCGCCCAGAUUGUCUGCAACGUGACCCUGGGAGGAGACAGCCGCGAGACCCGGAAGAACGUGACCGUCUACCGCUUCGAGGAGCCCAUGCUGUACCUGAGCAAGGACAGCGUCCUGGAGGGUACCAUGGUGAAUGUGACUUGCAAGGCCGGGACCCGAGUUACAGUUAAGCUGGACGGGGCUCCAAUCAUGGCCCCGGGGCAGCCCGCCCAGCUUCAGAUAAAUGCCACGGAGAGCGACGACGGGCGCAAUUUCUCCUGCAAUGCCAGGCUUGAGGUGGGCCGGAAAAUCCUGCACAAGAAUAGGAGCGUCCAGCUAAGUGUCCUGUACGGUCCCAAGAUUGACCGGGCCAAAUGCCCCCAGCACUGGAUGUGGAAAGAGAGAAGUUACCAAGUCCUGGAGUGUCAGGCCCGGGGCAACCCGGCUCCCACGAUGAACUGUUCGCAAGAAGUCUCCAAGCUCAAUGUGCCCGUCGGGAUCCCAUUCCUCGUCAAGUUAUACCACAAUGGCAUUUACCACUGUCAGGCCGUCAGCUCGCAGGGCAUGACCACCGUGGAGGUGGUGAUGGAAGUUCAGGAUUGGAACGCCCGCUCCGUCACCAUCACCAUGGCGGUGUUAGUGGUCUUGGGCCUGGUGAUUAUUACAGCAGCCUUACUGUACGUCUUCGGGGUGCCGAAGCGGAGCGGCAUGUACCACGUGAAGGACAGGAGCACCUCGCUGCCCCUCACGUCUGAACAGCCCGACGGGCUGGCGGGGGAGGAGCCGUCCUGAGCUGCGGGCCUCUGGGAUCCCAGGCCAAAGACCACGGGGGUGCUGGCUGUAUCCCUGGAGUCCACAUCAAUAAAGCCUUCAAACUCCGGAGUCUGUGGCUUAAUUCCA
Trichechus manatus latirostris (Florida manatee) is the source of this 2023-nucleotide messenger RNA. It is a transcript of the gene ICAM3, whose product is annotated as intercellular adhesion molecule 3. Gene Ontology annotation, molecular function: integrin binding. Lineage: Eukaryota; Metazoa; Chordata; Mammalia; Sirenia; Trichechidae. The record is from RefSeq and is a predicted model, not a curated record. Bases 278 to 1915 code for a protein of 545 amino acids. Gene Ontology annotation, biological process: cell-cell adhesion. The transcript is spliced from 7 exons. Gene Ontology annotation, cellular component: plasma membrane.